AUGGGACUCGAAGCUUACGCGCUGGUGAUUUUUUCUUCGCUGGCUCUUCUCGCGGUGGCGGUAGAUGCACAAAACGAUUUCGGCGAAGAAACAAAUGGUCCAAAAGGGGAAAAACUGCCUUGGUUUACUUACGAAAUAAACAAGUAAGUAAAAAUUUCCCUUAUCGCAGUGUAUUCCAACCUGUUUCUUUUUUCUUUUUAAUUUUUUUUCAAUUUUUUUCACCGAACUGAUUUUUUUUUAAUUAGCUAUCUCAUAUAUUCCCUGUCGAAGAAGUCUGAUCAAGAGCCGAACGACAAAAGUGCUGAUUCUGUGAUUGUGGGAAUCGUGGAAAAAAUAUUGAGGGAAUCUGAGAUUCGCGGAGUUGUUAUAAAUUCCAGAAUUCUCAACGUCUUCAGGAAAAAGAUUUCUCUCCUCCAUUCAGCGUUCAAGAAAGCGUCAAAAAGUGGGGGGAAAAGUAUAAAGAAGCCUGUUGAUGCGUGGAAGGCAAAAAACUACUCCUUCAAAAUUUUCUAUCAUGAGCUUGAAAACAACCCAUUGAUUGAGGAAAACCAACAGCUUCGUGGACAGAAAAGGAAAGCUGAACUGGAUUUAGCCGCAGAGCAGGCAAAGCGAUUAAAAAUUGAGCAGGAGCUUGAAGAUGUUAUUAGGGAUUCGCAAAACAGAAAAGAACAAUACAAACAAAAAUUCAAAAGAUUAGCGAAAAAAGCAGCAAGAAUGCAAAAAAAGGGACAAAGAGGUCCAAACAAAAGCAAACGUUUCACUGAUUAUACCAAACAACAUCAGGCAAGAUUAAGGCGAGGAUUUAAAGAAGACUGCCAGUCAGCACUGUCAUUUUUAGGCCUCUACAAUUUUAUUGCCACCAAGGUUGAGGUAUUUAAUAAUGACACUCAACAGUAUGAAACUAUUUCAUUGGUAGAAGAGGGAGAGUUACAACUAUUGGAAACAGAGCCAAGAGAGCUGACUGACAAUGAUAUUGAUGACAUCAAUAUGUGGGUUUACUUGAAGGACAAAUUGAAUAUAUCUAAUGAAGCUUGGCAUGAGUUGGCUGAAGUGUAA
Molecule: messenger RNA, 1056 nt
Organism: Pocillopora meandrina
Lineage: Eukaryota; Metazoa; Cnidaria; Anthozoa; Scleractinia; Pocilloporidae
Source: the annotation of a GenBank genome assembly